AUGGAGCGCUACGAGAAGCUGGGCAAGGUCGGGGAGGGCUCCUACGGCGUCGUCUUCAAGUGCCGCCACAAGGACACCGGCCAGAUCGUGGCCAUUAAGAAGUUCCUGGAGUCCGAGGAGGACCCGGUGAUCAGGAAGAUCGCCCUGCGAGAGGUCCGCAUGCUGAAGCAACUGAAACACCCCAACCUGGUGAACCUGCUGGAAGUGUUCAGGAGGAAGCGGAGGCUGCAUCUGGUCUUCGAAUACUGUGACCACACAGUUCUCCAUGAGCUGGACAAGCACCCCCGGGGGGUGCCAGAGCAUCUAGUGAAGAACAUAACCUGGCAGACCCUUCAAGCUGUGAACUUCUGCCAUAAACACAAUUGCAUCCACCGAGAUGUAAAGCCAGAAAACAUCCUGAUAACAAAGCACUCAGUCAUCAAACUUUGUGACUUUGGAUUUGCUCGCAUACUGACUGGUCCGAGUGAUUAUUACACAGACUAUGUGGCUACCAGGUGGUACCGCUCUCCGGAGUUACUUGUGGGAGACACCCAGUACGGCCCGCCCGUGGACGUGUGGGCGAUAGGCUGUGUCUUUGCAGAGCUGCUAUCUGGGGUCCCCCUCUGGCCUGGCAAGUCUGACGUCGACCAGCUGUACCUCAUCCGGAGAACCCUGGGGGAUCUUAUUCCCAGGCACCAGCAAGCGUUCAGCACCAACCAGUUCUUCAGCGGGGUAAGAAUUCCAGACCCAGAGAGCAUGGAGCCGUUAGAAGUGAAAUUCCCUAAUAUUUCAUACUCUGCUUUAGCUCUCAUGAAGGGUUGCCUUCGUAUGGACCCUGCAGAGAGGCAGACAUGUGAGCAGCUGCUGCAGCAUCCCUAUUUUGACAGCAUUAGGGAGGCAGCAGAUCUGGGGAAAGAACAUGAAAAAACAGCUCGGAAACCAGCCAGGCCAACACGGAAGCACGUGCCAGGGUUACAGUACCUGCCUCAGUUAACCACUAGUAACGUUCUGCCAGCUUUGGACAGCAAGAAGUACUGCUGCAAACCAAGGAAAUCAGACUACCAUUUCCCUAACAUCUAACCGGAUGGCAGAUUAAAAACUAUUUAUUGUUCAAAGUUCAAGUCG
This is a messenger RNA of Gavia stellata (red-throated loon), 1104 nucleotides long. RefSeq names its product cyclin dependent kinase like 1 (gene CDKL1). The transcript has 9 exons. The record is from RefSeq and is a predicted model, not a curated record. Gene Ontology annotation, molecular function: ATP binding; cyclin-dependent protein serine/threonine kinase activity. Gene Ontology annotation, biological process: protein phosphorylation. Bases 1 to 1059 code for a protein of 352 amino acids. Lineage: Eukaryota; Metazoa; Chordata; Aves; Gaviiformes; Gaviidae. Gene Ontology annotation, cellular component: nucleus.